Molecule: messenger RNA, 3467 nt
Organism: Exophiala mesophila
Lineage: Eukaryota; Fungi; Ascomycota; Eurotiomycetes; Chaetothyriales; Herpotrichiellaceae
Exons: 5
Coding region: 1-2922 (973 amino acids)
Source: RefSeq, a predicted model, not a curated record
AUGGCGAUCUCAACCUCGAGCCUUGUUUUGCUCUGCGCCAUUGGCAUUAUUUUGCUGGCUAGGCCUGCUCAUGCCUUUGGUGCUGGCAAUAUUGGCUCUACCUCCAAGAUCGAAGGCCAGAACUGGCGUCAUGGCGAUCUCGAGGAUACUCUUCUCUCCAUCGUUUCUGCUCGCGCCAUGAGCGGCAAGAAAUUUUCUAAACUCGAUGUCAAACGAGUGUAUUUCGGCAACUGGCUUCGUGACUACUCCCAAGCUGUCGACGUUGGCACCGUCAAAUAUGUCAGCGCCGAAGCCAUUAGAAUUCUCCUCUGGGUGCUCGGCUUCCUCUCAUUUGGCUAUGGCACUGGUGAAUUCGAAGUCACCACCGAGAGACUCGGCUGCUAUCGCCCAGAAGAACAUAUCGACAACCCCAAGGAUUACGCUGACAACGAAGAUGCUCGUCGGUACGACCGUCGCCUCCGAGGCCCCAUCAAUGAACGCCUCGAAUUGUCCAUCGACCCCGAGAAUGGCAUGAAGAACUAUAUUGCCUCCGAACGCCUUGGUAUCGACACCUCCGCUGGCCUAGUUCGAAAACUUCUUGGCCAGUCGAUUGAGCUGGGACGUCAGUACUCUCGUAACAAGAACAAGGAUGAUCUCUAUGAGGCUCUUCGCCUGCUUGGUACCGCGUCCCACUGUCUCGAGGAUUACGCAGCACAUUCAAAUUACGUCGAACUCGCCUUGAUCGAACUAGGGGAGCGUGAUGUCUUUCCUCAUGUAGGCCGCAACACCCAAGUCCGACUUCGAGACGCCCGUCAACCCGUCUUUCCCAUUGUCACCGGAACCUUUGGCGGCGUCGACUUUCUCCAUUCCGUCUGCGGUGAAUUUGACGACAAGGCAACUCAAAGCGAGAUCCAGCAGCUCGAAGGUGCCCUUCAACAAGCCCAGAACAACCGUCAAGAUGGUAGCAUGCUGCGAGAUCUCCUCAACAAAAUUCCUUCUGGCGUUUUUGGAGGCAAGGAUGAGGUCGGCAAGGCAGAUGAGUUGCAGCAGAAUGCACAAGCCCAGCAAAUGUCAAACGUCCGCAUCUCCCCCCGCCAGCCAGAAGAAUGGGCAAACUAUCUCAAUGAUGUGCAGAAGCAGAUCUAUCCCAUCAUCCAAUGGCACGACGAGGUCAUGCAAUCCAUUACUCGCACAGUCGAGAAAAUCCCCAUUCUUCCCGACCUCAUCGAACGACUCCAGGAAGAGGUCAACAAAUACGUCUUCUCCCUCCUUGCGCCAUACCUCAUUCCCGUCAUCAAUCAGAUCAAGAAUGAGCUCAACACUGGUUCAAGCGAAAUUAUCAAGGCUAGCGCCGAUAAGCAACAUAUCGUCUUUAAUGAUGACGAUUCGACCGACCCUACACAUUCCAUGCUCUCUAAAGACCACUUCUCCAAUGUUCUCAAUGAGCCUGCAGGCAGGGUCGCCCAAGCUACUGUCGCAUGGGUCGUACCCCAGAUAGUCGCUGCUUGGGAUGAUAAGAACGUCGAUGUUCAGCGUACUCUUGACCGCAUCGUUGCUGGCGUUUUGCACCACCCGGCCCUUCGUGACUACGGUAAGGACGGAGCUAGCGAUGGCCGACGCAUCAUGUUUAGCGUGGUUGAGGAAUGGUGGAACGAGAAGAGUGAUCGCGAGAAGGGUGGGCUUCGUGAUCAACUGAGUCGACGUGGCGUCCAAUCGGGUAAGAACCACAAGUCGGGCGUCACAGAUCAUGGUCACGGUAGCAACAAGCCCCUCGGAAUUGCCAGUGUAAGCUCUGGUGGCUCUGAUUACAGUGGUGGUAAUGACGCCUCUAGCCAAGCUGCAGAGCAGAUUGGCAAGGUUGCGGGAGACGCUGUUGGUGGAGGAGUUCUCGGAUCCAUCGUCAGCGGCAUUGCCGGUGCUGUCGGCGUCGACAUUCUCGGCGGCGGAUUGAACGACGAGAAGAAGACAUACAAGAAAGACUCGUAUGGUCAAGAUGGAUCUCAUACCGAGACCGUCAGCCAAAUUGGUUAUUCUUCCGGCGGAGAUCGAUACGGUCAAGCACAGUACUCACGGACUAGUGACUCGGCCGGCUACCAACAACGUGAGGACUAUAACCGUUACGAGCAAAGCUCUUCAGGCGAUGGCCGAUGGCAAUCCAAGGUGCACCAUGAGGAGCGCACGAGCACAGGCGGGUAUCGUGAAGAAAAUCGGCGCUACGGUGAUAAUACCACCAGUGGCUACGGCCAGCAACAAGAUGUCGACGCAGCCAGCCGUCGAGACGAUAACAUCAGCUCGCACGGUUCCAGUCGGCGAAAUGAUAACACCAGCUCCCACGGUUCCGGCCCGCGAUAUGAUAAUGCCAGUUCACAUGGUUCCGGCCGACGAGAUGAUAACACCAGUUCCCAGUAUGGCCGACGAGAUGAUAACACCAGUUCGCAGUAUAGCCGACGAGAUGAUAACACCAGUUCGCAGUAUGGCCGACGAGAUGAUAACACCAGCUACGGUCGACGAGAUGAUAACAUCAGCUCGCAUGGUUCCAGUCGGCGAGAUGAUAACACCACUUCGCAAGGCUAUGGUCGACGAGAUGAUAACACCACUUCGCAAGGCUACGGUCGACGAGAUGAUAACACCAGCUCACACGGCAGUGGCUACGAUUCCCAACAGGCCUCAUUUUCCGCUUCCGAUAGGUACGAACGUCAAAAUGAGUCCUCCUCUAGAUAUGGCCGUCAGGAACAAUCUGGCUAUGGCUCCGAUAACUACGGACGUCAAAAUGAGUCCUCCUCUGGAUAUGGCCGUCAGGAACAAUCCGGCUAUGGCUCCGAUAACUACGGACGUCAAGAGCAAUCAGGUUAUGGCGGCUACGAUGGUGCAUCCGACUAUCGACAUCAACAACAAAGCUCUAGGCCUCGCAGAUCUGAACAGGACAGACAAGGAUACCGUUGACGGGAAUAAUGAGAGCGAUGAUGACGACAGGAGUGAUAACAAGCAGAGACAUGGCGUGGUUUCUUCCGGGCAUGGCGUAGGAGGCCAAUGGAGAUACUGGGAUGGGAGGCUGUUGAGUUCAGAGUGGUUACGGUGCUGACAGCCAGUAUGAGACUUGCGAUGGAGGCUAUGGUGGCGGCUGACGUCGGGGCUGCUACAAUCGGUCAGUUGAUGGUUCCCAUUACUGAGAAACGAGAUUCAAUCACGAGCGAAGAAAGUUGACAUUGCCUGUUUAGAGGCUAGGAAAGGAUGAACACUGAAAUGCCAUAUGCUGAUGCGGAAAAGUGGAGACAGCAUACAAGCGCAAGGCAUACGAGGAAAUAGAUGCUCCAUGAUAGACAACUUCAGGGCCAUUUUUCUCAGGAGCUCGACGGGAACUAUGAGCUUAAAUAAAGGCACAAACAUAGGAUCACGUCUCCUAUCUCUGCAUCUACCUGAGCUUGACACUUCUGUGUAGGAGAAUCCUCCUGGCCAUCUGGAACCUCACCAUCGUGGCUUGGACGAGG